GGAUUCGUUGACUUCGAUGCCUACUUGCAAACAUCCAGUCGACUAAUAAUCGGGUGUCUCCAAAUAUUCAGCACACAUGAACCAUAUAGAUUCAAGGCCUCCACACGAACAUGCCAGAACGAGCAGGGUAUUCAGACGUGCCCUCAUCCAUAUCGACCAUAUAUAACUCAUGCCUUGCACAUUUUCGGCAUCUGCUCUUCGAGUUAAGUAAUGACCCUAGGUUAACAAGUUCGGGGCUAUCACGAUCGCUCGAGCUCUACGGACGUCUUCGUGCAUGGGGCGAGGAAACUCGUGCUAUGCUGCCACCUUCUUCGCGAGGAUCCCUGGAAGAUACUCUCCGGAAGAAUGAGUCAACGAAGGAGGUCGCAGUAGACAUACUUACCAAGCUAGAGCGUCAACUACGUACAGCGGUCGAACUCAGCCAAAACCAGUGGAGAGGUGCUGCUGCAGUAUCUCAACCGGAUUACGAAACAUACGACGGAGAUGAAACAAUAUCGUUGAGUUCAGAUAGUAGCGAUGACAACGAAUCAGUACCCGCCAAGAGUCCUCGACUGAACUCGGUAUUAAGACAUAUUGCUGACGAUGUUGAUUCGCUUUAUCAACUCUCACACCUAAUCAUUCGACCUGGCUUCAUUAGAAAGUAUCUACAUUCUACGAGAGGAAAGGAUUUCGAUGCCCGUGUGGCACCAUUCUACCAGUACGAUAUCCGUCACGUGGAAGAGAAGUUCCAAGAAUGGAGGCAAUCAAAGAAGGGGUUGGAUGAGCGUGAGCUUGUCACGACUCCUGAUGUAAUCGUUGGCAGGUCCGCAGGCUCUGAACCUAUACUAAUACAGCGACUUGCAUUGGCAAACACCAAAAGGAGAGAACAACUCUUGUACUGGUCCAGGCAUCCAGACAGGGUUGAAUCAGAAUUAGACCUUGCGAUGGACAAAUCAUCUGUUCAACAUCCAACUGACUCAGGCAGUAUCCAACGAGACAGGACGGAAACCGAAAGCCAAUACUCGAAGUCCAUUAAGACACGACACACCUUUUCGAAUAUUGCUGCGUCGGACAUAUUUGGAAAGCAGACCGUGGCAGGAACAUUAUACGCGGAAACAAACGUUGGAAACAAACGACUGAACCGUGUUCCCCCAGUUCCCUCUUCUUCACGAGUUGUGCCCUCCUUUGAAUGCCCUUAUUGUCAUUCCAUGCUAGAUUCACAAGUAAUGCAAAGUCGCCAAGAAUGGAAGAAACAUAUAUUUCGAGACUUGAGACCGUAUGUUUGCACCUUUGAGAGUUGUAGCGACCCCGAUAAACAGUAUUCCACACGUCGUGAUUGGAUCUACCACGAAAUCCAAGUACAUCGCCGACAGUGGGUCUGUGAUGAGCAUGAUUUAAAAUUUGAGAGCAAAGCUCUCUUUUCUCGUCAUGUUGUCGAUCGCCAUUCUGUCAUAGCUGCCGAGCAGCUUCCAGUAUUGAUCGACAUAUCGGAACGGCCACUUGAUGGAUUAGACAUAGUUUCGUGCCCACUUUGCCCCGAAAAGCGCCGACUGAUGCUGCUUGAACCACACAUUGCCGAACAUCUUGAAUCUAUUGCGUUGUUUGCACUUUCAAGAGAUGUGGAAGAGGACGGUGGAGAGGAUGCACAACACGUAAACAGCGAUUGGAGCUCGUCCACAAUAGACGAUCCUAUCGAGCUCAGUGUAAAAGGGGAUGAUGAUGAUGGCGAAAAUCAUGAUCAGCACAUAAACAGCGAUGUUAAUGUGCCCAUUGUGUUCGAUCCUAUCGACUCCAAAGAACAAAAGGAUGAGGAUCAUUCCAUAGACCCAUCAUUGUUCACGGUUGAAAAUUCUGCCCCCACAUACAACAAACCCGAGUCUGCUCAGCCAAUUCCACCAGUUGUACCAGCAGCAUUGAGCUCAAAAACUUUCCAGCAACCCAUGAGGAUAGACAUAUCAAAGGUUCACGAGACCGAGAGAAUUCAUGAUUACCAACAACAAUUUCCAAGCAAUCAAAUACACGACUCACAGGAAACUGCUGAUCGAGAUUGGGCAGCAGGGUGGUCGAAUUUGGUGCCGGCUUCUCAGAAUCGUAAGAUACCCACGCCGCCCAUAAGUACUUGUUUCGUUGUCGUCGUCUAAGUUAGAUUGAUAAUACUUCC
This is a messenger RNA of Aaosphaeria arxii CBS 175.79, 2140 nucleotides long. RefSeq lists its product as uncharacterized. Lineage: Eukaryota; Fungi; Ascomycota; Dothideomycetes; Pleosporales. The coding region runs from base 111 to 2120 and encodes 669 amino acids. The transcript is spliced from 3 exons. The record is from RefSeq and is a predicted model, not a curated record.